UGGGUAAAGUGUGCAAGACACGUUAAGCACCAUUCGAGACUUGUGAAUGAACUCCAAAGACUGCGCGUAACCGCGAUGGACACCCUGGACCAGCCUCGCUGCGCACGCUGGGAUUGCCUUGCGACAUUGCCACGCAGUUGAGAUAUCAUAUCCUCCAACCUUCACUAGACGUGUGGGACAGAAUAUCAUCACGUAUUUUGUGAGCUUGCACUUGUAACAACGUUAUAUAAAACAGGUUUACUCCUUUUAACGCAACUGAUGCUAAAAGCGGCUCAAAACUACACUAGUACUGGAAAUAUUUUUUUUUGUUACCGUAAAAGAAUAUUCAACAAAUGGAAAAUAAGAGUGAUAUUGCACAGUGAUUAACGGCGUAGAUUAAGCAACCAGCUGUACCUGUAGGCCUUAAUGGAGGCCUGGACAUUCCUGUGGAGCGCUGACGCUGGUGGCGAGAUAGGGAGGGACAUGGCCAGGUAAUGAUGGCGUGAGCUCCGUGCGCACUGCUUGCCGCAAUUUAGCCAAAUUUCCCCCAGCCAGAGUAAUAUGAAACUAGCCUUCGUGAACAGCAACCAGGAUGAUUUAUGAUCUGGCUGACCUCAACUAUAGCUACAACGUGAGCGACGACCCGUUCAGCUUACUGGACAGGGAAUGGAGCGACACUCCGAAAGAGACCCUCUCCAGGACUGGCUUCAUCGUGCUCUCCGUGUUUCUGGGCUUGAUCAUGACCUUCGGCUUCCUCAACAACUUCGUGGUACUGCUCCUCUUCUGCAAGUUCAAGAAGCUGCGUACCCCGGUCAACAUGCUCCUGCUCAACAUCAGCGUGAGCGACAUGCUGGUGUGCAUGUUCGGGACCACGCUGAGUUUUACCUCCAGUAUCAAGGGGAAGUGGCUCCUGGGCCGCCACGGCUGCUUGUGGUACGGUUUCAUCAACUCCUGCUUCGGUAUUGUGUCGUUGAUCUCCCUGGUGGUCCUGUCCUACGACCGCUACAGCACCCUGACCCUGUACAACAAGCGUGGUCCUGACUACCGCAAGCCCCUGCUGGCUGUGGGGGGCUCCUGGCUCUACUCCAUAUUCUGGACGGUGCCCCCCCUGCUGGGCUGGAGUAGCUACGACUUGGAGGGCGCCGGCACCAGCUGCUCUGUGUCAUGGACCCUGAGGACGGCUCAGUCCCACGCCUACAUCAUCUGUCUGUUCAUCUUCUGCCUGGGUCUGCCCAUCGUCAUCAUGGUCUACUGCUACUGUCGGCUGCUGUGGGCCGUCAAACAGGUGGGUAAGAUACGUAGGACAGCGGCACGGCGGAGAGAGUACCACAUCCUGUUCAUGGUGCUGACUACAGUGGUGUGCUACAUAUUGUGCUGGAUGCCCUACGGCGUGGUGGCCAUGAUGGCGACGUUUGGCCGGCCCGGCAUCAUCACCCCCGUGGCUGCGGUGGUGCCCUCACUCCUGGCCAAGAGCAGCACUGUCAUCAACCCUCUCAUCUACAUCCUCAUGAACAAACAGUUCUACAGGUGUUUCCUCAUCCUGAUCCGGUGUGAAAGGCCCUCCGCGGAGAACGGACAAUCCUCCAUGCCUUCCAAGACCACCGCCAUCCAGCUUAGCCGCCGCGUGUACAGCAACACGGUGGCGUGCACCGCCCGGAUCUCCACGGGUAUCCAGAACCAUGGCUGCAGCACCCUGGUCACAGAGCACACCAACCCACCCGAGGUCACUCUCUCAUGAGCGGGCACGCCGGGAAGGCCUGGUGGGUGUUGAUGCAUGGCUCAGCUAGCUAGCUACUGUACUGUGCCAACCAAUAGGCUCCAAGGCCCAUGCGCUCGUCUACUCCAGCCCAACCCCUUCCAUUUGUUUACCAACUGCUGUGUUUAUCUUUAUGUAGGAGUGAAAUUGUACAUUCUGUGUGUGCAAGAGAAAGUACAUUUCUGUAUAUGUAUACAUGAGGGAGGGGGGGCUGUAGAGUGAGCAUGUGUGCUGCAUUCAAAGGAGAGAGAGGGUGUGUGUGGUUAUGAACUAUGUGUACCAUUUGAUCUCACUCGGCCUGUUCUCUGGCUUGUCUCUGUGUAGGUGUAAAAACCAUUGCUCGAUACACUUGCUUCUUUUCUAAACACAUCGACUGCCCAAGUGAAAAGGAGUAUCUGUCACAUUUCACCCCCUCAACACACACACACUUACCCCACCCCUCUAACACACACUUACCCCACCUCUCUAACACACACACACAGCCAGUGGUUACGCUACUCCCAGCCUCUGUGUUGUCCUGACUGUGAAGACAGAUUAGAAGGUCUGUGGAUGUAUCUCAAAUCGCACCCUAUUCCCCAACGUAGUGCACUACAUAGGGCACGGGAAAGAAGGGUAAUAGGGUGCGAUUUGAGGUGCAUCCACUGACUGGUGCAAUAAGCUAUGGGAUGUCCAGUAAAGAGCUGAUAAAGACUAUAAAAGUUCAUCAAGAGAACAAAUACUGAGCCGUACAGCUCUGAAGGAUACUGGUACACUGGUGACUGUGGGUGAUCUCGGACUGAAUGGCUCUGAUCUCGGACUGAAGCUCUGAUCUCUGACUUUUCUAUUGUGGAACUACAUGGAUCUCACAGAUUGAGAAUGGGACUUUUGCCAGACCUGCCAGCAUUUUGUUUGGGGAGAAGUGGCUUUGAACUCAUGUGUGAUGUUUGGGGUACCUACCACCCCCCUCCCAAACUUAUUCCCCCCUGACCUCUCCCCCUUCAUCAGAACCUGUACAAAGAAAGCGCUGAAUUCAGCCUGACAUGUCUGUGUGUUUCUGGUGUGAUUUUCGCGGUCUACUGAGCAAUUGAAAUGUACUUAAUUAUAAUAUUAUAAUUACGCAAACAAUUUGUAAUAUCGCACUGCAAUACACCACCACACUUUAUUAUUAGGGACAAGGAUAUUCCUUCAAUAAAAUAUCUGUGAGACAUCGUUCUCCCCAA
Molecule: messenger RNA, 2934 nt
Organism: Oncorhynchus kisutch (coho salmon)
Lineage: Eukaryota; Metazoa; Chordata; Actinopteri; Salmoniformes; Salmonidae
Product: parapinopsin-like
Exons: 4
Coding region: 572-1717 (381 amino acids)
Biological process (GO): G protein-coupled receptor signaling pathway; visual perception
Cellular component (GO): membrane
Molecular function (GO): G protein-coupled receptor activity
Source: RefSeq, a predicted model, not a curated record